AUGGCAUCCAGUAGCGAGAACAAUGAUCAAAACAACGACGUUGCUGCUUACUCGUUGAUGAAGGAGGAAAUAACCGCCAUCAGCAACCAGCUCCUAUCCGCUGUAACCCUAACACCACCGCCACAUUCACUUCACAUGCCGUCUCUUUCGGAGGACCUCGUUAUAGAAAUCCUCUGCAGGCUACCGGUGAAGCUUCUCCUUCAACUUCGAUGCGUCUGCAAAUCGUGGAAUCAUCUAAUCUCACAUCCCAAAUUUGCCAAGAAGCAUCUCUCGACCUCGCGCCGCCGCCUUCACUUGGUAACCCACACCAAUAUCCCAGGCAAGUAUGUUAUUGAUUCUUACCCACUUGACUCCGUUUUCACAGGCAUAACCACCAACAUCACCAGUUUUGUUGAGUACUAUGAAAACGACCGUUUUACCAAAUACGACUACAUAGUUGGCUCUUAUGAUGGCAUUGUUUGUUUGGUUGAGUAUUUUGAAAAUGCUGUUUUAUUAUGGAAUCCUUCAAUUAGAAAAUUCAAGCAGUCGCCUUCUUGGAAAAUGCCACCAAUGGAUAGUAGGUUGAGGUAUGGUUUCGGCUAUGAUCAUGUCAGUGAUGCUUAUAAGGUGGUUGUUGCUAUCGGUUACACUGCGAAUUACAAUGGAACCGAUGUUGACAAAACUGAAUUGAAGGUUUAUACUCUCGUACCGAUGUUUGGAAAACCGUUCAGGAGGAGUUUCCUUUUGGUGUUAAACUUCAUACCAAAGAAGCUCCGGAGGAGCAUCCAGGAAUAUUUGUGA
Messenger RNA from Medicago truncatula (barrel medic), 780 nucleotides. Its product is annotated as F-box/kelch-repeat protein At3g23880. Gene Ontology annotation, molecular function: protein binding. The transcript has a single exon. Lineage: Eukaryota; Viridiplantae; Streptophyta; Magnoliopsida; Fabales; Fabaceae. Bases 1 to 780 code for a protein of 259 amino acids. The record is from RefSeq and is a predicted model, not a curated record.